AUGGGCGCCGCCGCCUCCCGGAGGAGGGCGCUGCGGAGCGAGGCCAUGUCCUCCGUGGCGGCCAAAGUGCGAGCCGCCCGAGCUUUCGGCGAGUACCUGUCCCAGAGUCACCCUGAGAACCGGAACGGUGCAGACCACCUGCUGGCUGACGCCUACUCUGGCCACGACGGGUCCCCCGAGAUGCAGCCAGCCCCCCAGAACAAGCGCCGCCUCUCCCUCGUCUCCAACGGCCGCUACGAAGGCAGCCUCUCCGAGGAAGCGGUCAUUGGGAAGCCAGCCGGAGAGGGUCCCCAGCCCCGUGUGUACACCAUCUCCGGGGAGCCCGCCCUGUUGCCCAGCCCGGAGGCCGAGGCCAUUGAGCUGGCGGUGGUCAAGGGGCGGCGGCACCGGGAGCACCCCCACCACCACAGCCAGGCCCUUCGCGCCAGCUGUGAGGACGUCAGCACCCCCUGUCAGAACUGGGCCGGCAGCCACCAGUGCUCCAAGGAAUGUCCGGGGUGCGCCCCGCUGGCCCCCGGCCCCUCCCCUCGGGCCUUUGGGCUGGACCAGCCCCCUGUGCCCCAGCCCACCAGUCGCCGCAAGAAGCUGGAGAGGAUGUACAGUGUGGACCGUGUGUCUGACGACACUCACACCCCUAUCCGCACCUGGUUCCCCAAGGAAAACCUCUUUAGCUUCCAGACGGCAACCACGACUAUGCAAGCCAUCUCGGUGUUCAGGGGCUACGCGGAGAGGAAGCGCCGGAAGCGGGAGAAUGAGUCUGCGUCUGUAAUCCAGAGGAACUUCCGAAAACACCUACGCAUGGUCGGCAGCCGGAGGGUGAAGGCCCAGACGUUCGCAGAGCGGCGCGAGCGGAGCUUCAGCCGGUCCUGGAGCGACCCCACCCCCAUGAAAGCCGACACUUCCCACGACUCCCGAGACAGUAGUGACCUGCAGAGCUCACACUGCACUUUGGACGAGACUUUCGAGGACCUGGACUGGGAGACUGAGAAGGGCCUGGAGGCGGUGGCCUGUGACACUGAGGGCUUCUUGCCGCCCAAGGUCAUGCUCAUCUCCUCCAAGGUGCCCAAGGCUGAGUACAUCCCCACCAUCAUCCGCAGGGACGACCCCUCCAUCAUCCCCAUUCUCUACGACCACGAGCACGCCACCUUCGACGACAUCCUGGAGGAGAUAGAGAAGAAGCUGAACAUCUACCACAAGGGUGCCAAGAUCUGGAAGAUGCUCAUAUUCUGCCAGGGUGGCCCAGGACACCUAUACCUGCUCAAGAACAAGGUGGCCACCUUUGCCAAAGUGGGGAAGGAGGAAGACAUGAUCCACUUCUGGAAGCGGUUGAGCCGCUUGAUGAGCAAAGUGAACCCAGAGCCGAACAUCGUCCACAUCAUGGGCUGCUACAUUUUGGGGAACCCCAACGGGGAGAAGCUGUUCCAGAAUCUCAGGACCCUCAUGACCCCUUACAGGGUCAUCUUUGAGUCCCCCCUGGAGCUGUCAGCCCAAGGGAAGCAGAUGAUCGAGACCUACUUCGACUUCCGGCUGUACCGCCUGUGGAAGAGCCGCCAGCACUCGAAGCUGCUGGACUUCGAGGACGUGCUGUGAGGGCGCCGCCGCCGCCGGGCCGGGCCGAGCCCGGUCCUGG
Molecule: messenger RNA, 1630 nt
Organism: Molossus molossus (Pallas's mastiff bat)
Lineage: Eukaryota; Metazoa; Chordata; Mammalia; Chiroptera; Molossidae
Gene: NSMF
Product: NMDA receptor synaptonuclear signaling and neuronal migration factor
Exons: 16
Coding region: 1-1590 (529 amino acids)
Biological process (GO): regulation of neuronal synaptic plasticity; positive regulation of neuron migration
Cellular component (GO): nucleus; cytoplasm
Molecular function (GO): protein binding
Source: RefSeq, a predicted model, not a curated record